AUGGAAGACCAGAUGCAGAGAGGCCACUGCAAGUGGUUCGACUCCAAGAAGGGUUUCGGCUUCAUCACUGCUGAGGACGGCACCGAUCUUUUCGUCCACCAGACUGAGAUCAAGGCGCAGGGCUUCAGAAACCUUGCCGAAGGCGAAAGCGUGGAGUUCCGUGUCCAGGUCGGUCACGACGGCAAGAGAAAGGCGGUCGGCGUCACUGGACCGAACGGCAGCUUUGUCCAGGGCGAGCCCCGGCGCAUGGACGGCGGCCGCGGCGGCUACCGUGGAGACGGCAAUGCCGGCCCGAGAUACGGCGGCAAUGCUGGCGGAUAUGGCGGCGGCUACAACAACGGCUAUGGCAACCCUGCUCCUGGCGGCUAUGGCUAUUGA
This is a messenger RNA of Besnoitia besnoiti, 378 nucleotides long. RefSeq names its product cold-shock DNA-binding domain-containing protein. Lineage: Eukaryota; Apicomplexa; Conoidasida; Eucoccidiorida; Sarcocystidae. The transcript is spliced from 3 exons. Gene Ontology annotation, molecular function: nucleic acid binding. The record is from RefSeq and is a predicted model, not a curated record. Bases 1 to 378 code for a protein of 125 amino acids.